Pochonia chlamydosporia 170 is the source of this 1029-nucleotide messenger RNA. Its product is annotated as BTB/POZ domain-containing protein. The transcript has 2 exons. Gene Ontology annotation, molecular function: protein binding. Bases 1 to 1029 code for a protein of 342 amino acids. The record is from RefSeq and is a predicted model, not a curated record. Lineage: Eukaryota; Fungi; Ascomycota; Sordariomycetes; Hypocreales; Clavicipitaceae.
AUGGCCUCUGAAUCGCCAGCUUCUGAGCCCAACCCGAAGGUGGUCAGGCACACGAUUGAUCCCGAAGGAGACGUUAUCCUCGUUCUUUCAAACCCUGGUGCACCUUUUGCACCCUGGAAUCCAGAUGAAGACCACCCAUGCGCAGUAAAGCUCCCAGAAGAGCUUCAAGAGGACUUCCCUCUAGAUAUUUACUUUCUGCUCUCUGCUGGAUCAAAGACGGCGAAAGUCACAGCCGACAGUGAUUCAGGCAAAAAGACAGCCGUCAAUGGUCAACAGGCAGCGACAACAGACUCAGAUUCUGAAGGCUCCAACGAGAAGAAAACAAUCGAAAUACGAUAUCGAGUAAAUUCCGCGUGCUUGAGACUCGCGUCUCCGUACUUCAAAAAACUUUUCAGCGGAAGCUGGCGGGAGACAAUAACGAAAAAGAAAGGCCUUUUCUAUGUGACGGCUCAGGAUUGGGACCCAACUGCCCUUCUUCUCCUGAUGAACAUUUUUCACUGUCAAGGCCAGAAAAUUCUGUGGAACAUUGAUCUUGAGAUGCUUGCCAAAUUAGCAGCACUGGCGGACUAUUACCUUUGCGCCACGUAUAUCCGGCAUUAUGCUAUGCGGUGGAGGGCGCUACUCGACAUUGAUCUAUCCAAGGCCACACACUCUAGGCCGGCGCUCCUUCUUUUGUUCUCUGCUAUUACGUUCGAAUGGGAUGAUACCUUCACCAAGUUAACUGCUGCAAUAAUGUGGCACAGCCACGGACCUAUACAAACCUUGGGUCUCCCAUUUCCCCAGCCUAUCCUUGAUGCAAUCAACAACAGGAGAGUUGAGCGACUCGACCAAAAUGCAGAAGCAAUUGCAAAGAUAAAGCAAUUUCUAAAAGUGCGUGCACCCUGCAGCGUCUUCGAAUGUACAGUACUGCGUCAUGGAGUAUUCAGGGUGGACAUUUACAGCAAAAAGAUCCACCCCAAGUUGAUGAAGGAAUGCAAGGACGGAUACAGUAUUGCUGAGGUUUUAAAUGCGUUUAAAAAUCUCCGCUAG